AUAGGACAUCUGAAACCACUGGAUUCCAGGUAGUUAGGUGCUGGGACUCAACACAAAACGAGGUAGACCUGGUCCAUGACCUCAUAUUUUAAUAUUUCUGUCUCGUAAGUCAGACGGUGGCUCUCUGAAGUUGUGGCAUCAAACUCACAGAGAUUCACCUGCAUCUAUCUGCCUUCCAAGUGUUGAGAUUAAAGGCGUUCGUUAUCUACCAAGCCAGUCCACCAGUCUGGUGACCAGCUGAUUUCAAUGAGCUGGAAUGGAAGGAAGGCGAUGACAAAGCAGGUGUGACUAGGUCUGACAAGGGCCAGAGAUGUCUUAAAGGAUGGACAUCAAACCUAAAACCUGGAGAGGAAUCCGCACCACAGAGAAACACAGUAGCUGUCACUUGCGAUGGGCUUGAGAAAUGGCCAGGGAAAAGGAACGCAGUGAGGAACAGACCAAAGACAGAACUGUCUCCAAACCACCCUUGUUCACCGAUACGCCCAUCUUCGCCUUCACUGAUCAUUUCGCUCAUACCUAAGUAAAAACUCUUCUCGGAGUUACACCACCACCAUGGACGCCUGAUUCCAGGCGUGUCUCAACUCUUCUGGGAUUCUCCGCCUGCAACUCACUGCCGCCCGGAACCGGCCCGCCCAACGCGAUGACGUCAGUGCGCGCGCGCCCUCGGGAGGAGUAGGGGCUGCGGGCCGGCAGGCGCCCAGGCUACGGCUCCGCACGCUUCGGCGAUGGAGUUUCCGGACCUCGGGGCUCACUGUUCCGAGCCGAGCUGUCAGCGCUUGGAUUUUUUGCCACUCAAGUGCGAUGCCUGCUCCGGCAUCUUCUGUGCAGACCAUGUGGCCUACGCCCAGCAUCACUGUGGAUCAGCUUACCAAAAGGAUAUCCAAGUACCUGUGUGCCCCCUCUGUAAUGUGCCUGUGCCGGUGGCCAGAGGGGAGCCUCCUGACCGGGCAGUGGGAGAGCACAUUGACAGAGACUGCCGCUCUGAUCCUGCACAGCAAAAACGCAAGAUCUUCACCAAUAGGUGUGAACGUUCUGGCUGCCGGCAGAGGGAGAUGAUGAAACUGACCUGUGACCAAUGUGGCCGAAACUUCUGCAUCAAGCACCGUCACCCACUGGACCAUGAUUGCUCUGGCGAGGGUCAUCUGACCAGCCGGGCAGGGCUUGCUGCUAUCUCCAGAGCACAAGGUCUGGCUUCCACAAGCACUGUCCCCAGUCCAAGUCGAACCUUACCUUCCUCUUCCUCUCCCAGCAGAGCCACAUCCCAGUUUCCACCCCGGACAUCCCCUCCAGUGAUUACUUUGCAGAACGGCAUGAGUGAGGAUGAGGCUCUGCAACGUGCCCUGGAGCUGUCCCUCACAGAAGCUAAACCCCAGGUCCCAAGUUCUCAGGAGGAAGAAGACUUGGCACUAGCACAGGCACUGUCAGCCAGUGAGGCAGAAUACCAACAGCAGCAGGGUACCCAGGGAAAGGAAGCACAGAGAAAUCCGGAUUGCAGAGACAAGCAGGAGUGACAUGGAGGACACUCCAUGGAGCCUGGGAAAGAAGUUUGUGUGGCCAAGCCUUUCAGACUUUGCUAGCCCUGCUGCUGCAGAAAGGGUGGCCAGGAAACCAUUCUGUCUGGGACCUUGGUAGACUCCAUCCCCAGACCCUUCAUCAUGUUGUCCUUCCCUCCCCCCCAGCCCCAGGCUGCCACAUGUAGUGGACAGAGCAAGGCCUGGGAGAGUAAAGACGUUGGCAGUUAGUAAUA
This is a messenger RNA of Myodes glareolus (Bank vole), 1747 nucleotides long. RefSeq names its product zinc finger AN1-type containing 2B (gene Zfand2b). The record is from RefSeq and is a predicted model, not a curated record. NCBI's taxonomy places the organism in Eukaryota, Metazoa, Chordata, Mammalia, Rodentia, Cricetidae. Gene Ontology annotation, cellular component: endoplasmic reticulum; cytoplasm. Gene Ontology annotation, molecular function: zinc ion binding. Gene Ontology annotation, biological process: proteasome-mediated ubiquitin-dependent protein catabolic process; protein targeting to ER.